UAUUUUGUGUAGCAGGUAACCUUAAUAAAAUAUGUCACUUACGGCCAGCUCAAAUUUUAUACAUUGCAAACAUUUAUUCUCAGUUUGAGUGCUAACAACGCUAAUUCGCGAUAAACUCGAUACGUACACAUAUACAACAAUUAUAAAAAAGUGGAGCAUACGUACCAGACACUAUCUUAUAGACCGACAAACAUGCGCUCAUAAUAUAUAUGAAAAACAGCUGCUCGUUGAUUGCAGCAGUGAAACACAAAAACAAUUUUUAGCUCGAUAGCGGACAAUCGGACCGAGGCUUCGUGUUCUUUGUUUGAGCAUAUCUCAAAUGUCAGAAUGUGCUUGGAACUUUAAAGUCGGCAACAGCAACAAAAACAAGACCAAAAACAACAGGCAGUAAAGAACUUUGCCCUGUCCUUGCCUCGGUGAGCAACAGAAGUCAACAAUUGGAAAAUUUACUGAGGUGAAAGUUUUUUGUGUUCGUCAAAGAAUCAAUCAAUUAUUUGGCAAUGGAACGCUGGAAGCCUGCUUACGAUUGCGAGGAGGAUGCCAUGGCCGCACCUUCUGUGUGCCCAGUGGCAGAGGCGGUGCCCACUGCUCAACGUAUCUACGGCGACAUUAGCACCAAUCGUCUCUGGACAUUUCUUGUCAGGAUGAACGAGAAGCUCUCCGCCUGCGAGCAGCUCGGGAUUGUGGGCAGCUGCGAGGCACUGGGCAAUUGGAAGCAUGCUGGUGCAGCGUUAAUGACUCGUCAGGAAUCGCAAGAUGAGGACGAAGAUGGCUAUGUCUGGACAGCUCAGGUGUACAUACCACGACACUGUGACACGGAAUAUCGCUAUGUGGUCUUUGGUGUAGAUGCCGUCUCAGAGCAGCUGCUGGUGCGUCGCUGGGAAGUGCAGCUGGAGCCACGUUGCAUUAAGGAAUUGGAUGAGCCGCCGGCUGUCUGCCAGGAUACAUUUGGCUGUGUCAAUGGCAAGGAGAAAGUGGAUCGCGGCUGGCUGACCAAAGAGUCGCUGGUGCAGCUGAAGUUUUUCUAUGCUCCAUUCACCUGGAAGCAGCGUAUGAAGCGGCGUCUGGUGCACGUCAAGGUAACGCCCAUGAAUCUGCGCAUACCCAGCACCGGCUGUGCUGAGGUGGCACCCGUCACCACGCUCGAAGAUUCGCUCUCGAAUGACACUCAUGACACGCGCGAAAAUGGCGGCGAUAGCACAGCCUUUGCCUUCAGCGAGGUGGUCACCCUCAGUGCCGACAGCUGCGAGGUGCGCACCCAGGAACAAUUUGGCACUGCUUGCAGCGCCACUGACUUGGUCAUCUUUCAUCUGACUGUUGCUGAUCUGGACAAUGCGGCCUAUCUGGUCGAUCUAUACAGCUACAAAUCAAAGGUGGAGAGGGAAGAUGGCCCCCCGCAUCAUCUGGGCUAUCAUUAUGUGCUGCCAAAUCUAUUCAAGCGUUCCGAAGGCAAUCUGGAGCUACCUAUUACCUGUGCCAAGACCCACCGGCCAUUGGGCAUGAUGCGACUGGGCUACUUGAUAGUCAAGCCCACAUCUCACAGCGCCCACAUGGACAUGCGCGUGAGCUAUACACGCUAUUGGAACAAUAAAUGGACUGGCCUAGAUGUGGGACAUCGUGGCUCUGGCACCAGCUUUAAGGCGAAGGACGCAGUGAUCAGAGAAAAUACAAUCACCUCGUUGAAGAACGCUGCCGAGCAUGGCGCCGACAUGGUGGAGUUUGAUGUACAAUUGAGCAAGGAUCUAGUGCCGGUUGUUUAUCACGAUUUCAUGAUCUAUGUCUCGCUGAAGAGCAAGUGCAGCAUGCAGGAGCACGACUUUUUGUCGCUGCCCAUGCGUGAGCUGACGCUGGAGCAGCUGAAGAAGCUGAAAGUGUAUCAUACGGCCGAGGGACUGUCGCGUGAGACACGCUCCUUUCAUAAUGAUGAUCUGCUGGAGCAUCAGCCGUUUCCGCAACUGGCCGAUGUGCUGGAUGCCAUGGAUGAACAUAUUGGCUUUAACAUAGAGAUUAAAUGGUCGCAGCGUCUGCAGGACGGUCGCAUGGAGGAGGAGUUUGAGCAUGUGGUCGAUCGCAAUCUCUAUCUCGAUUGCAUUUUGGAUGUGGUGCUGCGCAAGGCGGGCAGCAGACGCGUUGUGUUCAGCUGCUUUGAUCCGGACAUAUGCACCAUGUUGCGCUACAAGCAGAAUCGUUAUCCGGUCAUGUUUCUUACACUGGGCCAUACGACCAAAUACGAGAAGUAUAUGGAUCCACGUGGCAAUUCAAUGGAGACGGCCGUCUGGCAUGCAGUGGCCAUGGAGCUGUUAGGCAUUGUGGCACAUACGGAGGACUUGCUGCGUGAUCCCAGCCAGGUAAAUCUGGCAAAGGAGCGUGGCCUGGUGCUCUUCUGCUGGGGCGAUGACAACAAUUCCAAAGAUACAAUCAAGCUGCUGAAGGAAUUGGGUCUUCAUGCCAUCAUAUAUGACAAAAUGGACGUGCUGACCACCAAGGAGGUUAAACAAAGCGUUUUCCUGCUGCAGGCCAAGGACAGCCAAAAGGAGAUGCUGAAACUGCAAGCACUCGAAAUGGGCCACGUCUGGCACACCUCUGCCUCGGGCAGCGAGGAGCAGCAGGCCUGAGCUUUGCAUAGCUUUAGUUUUACACACAAACCCCAAACACCGACAGCUGUUCGAAAGAUGUUUAUUUAAAUUCUCAAUUUUUCAGUCACUGCUCAGUGGAUGCUCUCCAAUAACAUAUAUAGACACAUAAUAUAUACACACACACACUCACACACACAUGCUAACUCACACACCUUUGCGUACAUUUUCUCAACUAGCCAAUUGCAUUUGCAUUUCGUAGUAUAUUUUAAUUGUUUUUCUCAGUUGCCCACGCAGAAUACCUUUUGUUUAACUUUAAAUCAAUUUGAGUUCGGUCUUUUCUUUUAUUUAAUUCGCUCUAUACUUCAUUUUUUACGUUCCCGGAAAUUGUUUACAUAAUGCAACUGUGAAAACUGGAUUUUAAAUGAAAUA
Messenger RNA from Drosophila hydei, 3005 nucleotides. Its product is annotated as glycerophosphocholine phosphodiesterase GPCPD1. NCBI's taxonomy places the organism in Eukaryota, Metazoa, Arthropoda, Insecta, Diptera, Drosophilidae. The record is from RefSeq and is a predicted model, not a curated record. The transcript is spliced from 4 exons. Gene Ontology annotation, molecular function: glycerophosphocholine phosphodiesterase activity; starch binding. The coding region runs from base 501 to 2615 and encodes 704 amino acids. Gene Ontology annotation, biological process: glycerophospholipid catabolic process.